AUGAGCGUGAUUCCUUUAUCAAAAUGUGCCAAAGUAACUGCUUCUAAUUACACCACGGCAGGUUAUGGCUCGCCUAUGUAUCAAGGAAAUUAUCUUGUCGAUCGACAAUCAACUGGUCUCGGAUUUAACUCUGGUGGUUUUGCUCCUCAAUAUAUUCAGUUAGAGCUUCCUCAAGAUAGUCGUGUUCGUGAUAUAUGUCUACAAGUUAAUCAAUACCCCAGUGGUACGACAAAUCAUCAACUGUUCGUUGGUUCUGACUUGAAUUCCAUGCAAUUAAUCAGAAACUUAGUCGGUACAACACAAGCCGGACAAUGGAUCAACAUAACAUUCAAUCCACCAUUGAACAAAAUACGUUUUCUUCGUGUCAACACUACAUCUAGUCCAGCAUUGACUGAUAUGGAUUGGCCAUAUAAUUUACCAUUAUAA
This is a messenger RNA of Rotaria sordida, 426 nucleotides long. Lineage: Eukaryota; Metazoa; Rotifera; Eurotatoria; Philodinida; Philodinidae. The record is from the annotation of a GenBank genome assembly.